CUCCCGGCUCAGACUUCUGCUGCAGCGCCUCCGCCGCCGCCGCCGCAUCUAACGCAGUUCCCUCCGCCGCAGCCCGAGGCAAGAUGGUUCUCCAGAACGACAUUGAUCUGCUCAACCCGCCGGCAGAACUCGAGAAGCUCAAGCACAAGAAAAAGAGACUCGUCCAGUCGCCCAACUCCUUCUUCAUGGAUGUUAAGUGCCAGGGGUGCUUCAGCAUAACCACUGUUUUCAGCCACUCCCAGACUGUUGUUGUGUGCCCUGGCUGCCAAACUGUCCUCUGCCAACCCACAGGAGGAAAGGCAAGGCUCACUGAGGGCUGCUCUUUCCGCAGGAAGGGAGACUAGAGCGGAUGUGGUCUUCAAGUUUUGCUCUAUGCCAGAUACUAGCGUCAUGAACUGCCUUUAGCUAAGAUUUUCCAUAAGUUGUUCUCGAGCAGCUAUGUGUUGCAUGUUGGCUACUUCCAAACUUAUAUCUGGUUUGGUUUGGAUUGUGAUGAACUAAUGGCUCUUUGAAUUUAUAUUAUGAUGUUGACGAUAUUUGGUGACA
Messenger RNA from Zea mays, 546 nucleotides. RefSeq names its product ribosomal protein S27. The record is from RefSeq and is marked validated. The coding region runs from base 84 to 344 and encodes 86 amino acids. The transcript is spliced from 4 exons. Gene Ontology annotation, cellular component: ribosome. Gene Ontology annotation, molecular function: structural constituent of ribosome. NCBI's taxonomy places the organism in Eukaryota, Viridiplantae, Streptophyta, Magnoliopsida, Poales, Poaceae. Gene Ontology annotation, biological process: translation.